Messenger RNA from Dunckerocampus dactyliophorus (ringed pipefish), 2318 nucleotides. RefSeq names its product nucleoside diphosphate kinase homolog 5-like. Gene Ontology annotation, biological process: negative regulation of oxidative stress-induced intrinsic apoptotic signaling pathway; CTP biosynthetic process; UTP biosynthetic process. Bases 149 to 757 code for a protein of 202 amino acids. Lineage: Eukaryota; Metazoa; Chordata; Actinopteri; Syngnathiformes; Syngnathidae. The transcript has 5 exons. The record is from RefSeq and is a predicted model, not a curated record. Gene Ontology annotation, molecular function: nucleoside diphosphate kinase activity.
CCUCACACGUUGUGGGCCACCUUCAUUGACCGUCGACUAAGAACUGCCUGUCCCGGGGGCUUGCCGUCGAAUGUUUGCGGUAUCCUAGCAACCCAAUGGAUAGGCUCAGAACGCACCUUGAUCAUUGAAGAGGAAACAGCUGCGGAAGAUGGAACAUGUUUCUUGUCCUCGUAUUUAUGUGGAAACAACUUUAGCUCUCAUUAAGCCAGAUGCAGUCCAUAAAAGUGAGGAGAUUGAGGACAUCAUUCUGAAGAAUGGCUUUGCUGUCUUGCAGAGGCGGACGCUCCUGCUGACUCCAGAACAGUGCAGUGACUUUUAUGCUCUACAUUAUGGAAAAUUAAUCUUUCCCAGACUGACUGCGUACAUGAGCUCAGGUCCAAUCAUUGCAUUGAGUCUAGCCCGGGACAAUGCCAUAGCUCACUGGAAGUCCAUCAUUGGACCUGCUAGGGCCACAGAAACUCAUCCAGAAUGCCUUCGAGCAAGGUAUGGCACUUCAGAGCUGCAGAAUGCACUCCAUGGCAGCCAAUCCUUCCACACUGCUGUACGAGAGAUCAAAUUCAUGUUCCCAUACACUGUCAUUGAGCACAUUCACACAAGAGAAAUCACUCAUGAAUACCUGAAUCGGCAUGUGAACCAAACUUUGAUGCAUGGACUCAAUGAGCUCUGCAAACGCAAACCACUCAAUCCAUGUGUUUGGCUUGCUGACUGGCUCAUCAAACACAAUCCAAACAAGCCUCAAAUAUGUCAUGGACUUUGAAUUUAUGGAAUAAGCAAAAUCAAUGAGGAAAGAACAUACAUCCAUCCCUCAAUCUUCCACCACUGAUACGAGGUCGGGUCGCGGGGGCAGUAGCCUAAGCAGGAAAGCCCAGACUUCCCUCUCCCCAGCUACUUCGUCCAGCUCCUCCCGGCGGAUCCCGAGGCGCUCCCAGAGACAUAGUUUCUCCAAUGUGUCCUGGGUCUUCCCCAAGGUCUCCUACCGGUCAGACAUGCCCUGAGCACCUCCCCAGGGAGGCGCCUGGGAGGCAUCAUGACCAGAUGUCCGAGCCACCUCAUCUGGGUCCUCUCAGUGCAGAGGAGCAGCAGUUCUACUGCAAGUUUCUCCUGGAUGACAGUGCUUCUCACCUUAUCUCUAAGGGAGAGCCCAGCCAUCCUACGGGAAAAACUAUUUUCGGCUGCUUGUACCCACGAUCUUGUCCUGUCAGUUAGUACCCAAGGGUCAUGAUCAUAGGUGAGGGUAGGAACAUAGAUCAACAGCUUUGCCUUGUGCCUCAGCUCCCUCUUCACCACAACUGACCGAUGCAGAGUCUGCAUCACUGCAGACGCUGCACAAAUCCGCCUGCCGAUCUCACGUCCCAUCCUUCCCUAAAUUCCUCCACUUGGGGCAAGACUUCAUCCCCGACCCGGAGAUGGCACUCCACCCUUUUUGCGGUCGAGAACCAUAGUCUCUGACUUGGAGGUUCUGAUUCUCAUCCCGGCUGUGAACUGAUCCAGUGAGAGUUGGGGGUCACGGCUCGAUGAAGCCAGCAGGACCACAUCAUCUGCAAAAAGCAGUGACGGAUCCCCUCAAAACAUUGACUGCACCUAGAAAUUCUGUCCAUAAAUGUAAUGAAUGGCAUCAGUGACAAAGGGCAGCCCUGCAGGGGUCCAACCCUCACUGGAAACGAGUCCAAAUUAUUGUUGGCAAUGCAGAGCAAGCUUUGACACCAGUCAUACAGGGAGCAAACCGUCUGAAUUAGGUGACCCGGUACAGCAUAUUCCCGGAGUACUCCCCACAGGAUUCCUCAAGGAACACGGUCAAAUGCCUUCUCCAAGUCAACAAAACACAUGUGAACUGGUUGGACAAACUCCCAUGCACCCUCAAGGACCCUGCCGAGAGUGCAGAGUUGGUCCACAGUUCCACGGCCACGAAGAAAACCGCACUGAUCCUCCUGAAUCUGAGAUUUAACUAUCCGGCAGAUCCUCGUCUCCAGAACCCCUGAAUAGACCUUACCAGGAAGGCUGAGGAGAACAUAUUCAUAUUAUAUUCAUUCAGCAGAUUUUUAAAGAGUUAAUUUUUAGAGUUGAAAACUUUCCAUAGGAAUUUACAGCAAACAACAAUAAAGUGGAUGUUUGAAAAAUUGCUGAUUAGCCACUGGGAAUUUCCAUGUUAAAAAUACACUUUAUAGCAGGGGUCACCAACACAGUGCCCGCGGGCACCAGGUAGCCCCCCACGACCACAUGAGGCGCCCGCAAGCCUCCUUUUCAUUCAGGUUUUCAGUUAAUAAUGUGAGAACACUAGAAAGGAAUGUAUUCUGAAACAUAAAAUGUGAGUUGUGGAU